AAUCAUAUUUAGUUCAAUGCUAUUUUAUGCACAUGCACUGCCAAUGCAUUGCGGAUGUAAAUAACAUUGUGUAUGGUGUCCGUGUUGUGAGAAUGUGAUCAAAAUGAACAAGUUUCUACUAAUUUUAGUUCUUUUUGGGAUAAAAUAUGGCGAUUGUAAAACAAAUCCAAAUUUCUACCUGCUGAAAGUCCGCUCAUACGAGCACGAUCUGAACCAAUCCUUGCAACAGGAUAGGGAAGACAAACAGCGCCUGUUAUCCUGGAAUGAGGAGUUCCAGCUAAAGCAGGUGAAUCUGAUGGCAGAGUACAGGAUACAGAUGACGAAGCACAGGGACCAUAACUUUAGGGCUAAUGUGAGCAAAAAUUGGGAAGACUGUAUUAACAUAUAUAGAAGAACUAUUAACACAGCAGAGAGCGAUUUUAAUGACGAAGAAAUCGUAUGUACUAAAUCUUCAUUAAUAUCUAAAGAAGAAAAGAGGAAAGCUAUCAACCAAAUCGUAAAGGAGAAAAGAAAAUGGCGAAAAGGAUACAGGUAUCUAGAAAAACAAUGCAAAUCUAACCAUGACACAGAUCUGGAAAUCGCAACUUGCAUUGCAAAAUUCGUAGAGAACGACAGUUAUAAUUUAACUCUUCAUAGACUAAUUUCACUAAAAAUGAAAUUGAUGGGAGAACUGUUUGUGCAAUACAACACAAUUAUUUUCGAUUUAGGAGAGUGCUUAAGAAUCAACCUGUACAAUUAUUUGAACAACGUUCGAACCAUUGUCAAAGUAAUGCAAAGGUGUUACCACAAGAGAAAAAACUAAAUAAAUAAAUAAAAAAUAAAAAAGUUUUUACGAAAAAAAAUAUUUAUUAGACUUUCAAAUAAUAAUAUACUUACUUAACGUUAAAAGACAAUAUUUACAAAAAUAUAUUUUAUAAUUAUU
Messenger RNA from Plodia interpunctella (Indianmeal moth), 922 nucleotides. RefSeq lists its product as uncharacterized. The record is from RefSeq and is a predicted model, not a curated record. The transcript is spliced from 5 exons. The coding region runs from base 104 to 802 and encodes 232 amino acids. NCBI's taxonomy places the organism in Eukaryota, Metazoa, Arthropoda, Insecta, Lepidoptera, Pyralidae.